AUGGUAAUCUGCAACAGCGCAGCGGUAAGGCUGCCUUCACCAUUCCGUCGAUUCCCACGAUCCUCGUCGGCAAGCGCAAAGCCAAGGCUGAGCGCACUCGCGCUUCCGCCCACAUUCUUGGCACCUUCGAUCUAUGCGCAAUCUUUUUCGCUGCAAUCAUCACAUCUAGCCGCAGUAACUUCGUCCAGAAAGCCCUCCUCGAUUUCUGCGCGGGACCCCAAAGGAGAACUCAAAAGACUCGGCCAAAAAUCAAAAUGGACUCCCAAACCACCUCCAGCCGGCAAGAAAGCUGGCCAAAAACCUUUGAAGGCCGCCUUGCCAAAGCGAGAUCAAGACCAAGAUCGCGGCUUUCGCCUACGAGCAAAAGCGUUGCUCGACUCAUUGAAGAAGACCAUUCGCGACCUUGGUCAUCAAUCACCUCCAUCCCGUGCAAAAUCAGCUCAAAUCGAAACAGAAAUCGCCAAGGCUCUCACUCACUUCGAAGCUGAAAUGAAGGCGCUUCGUGUCAUGAUCAAGUCAAAAGAUGUACUCAUCGAUCCCGAAAAUGCCUGGAGGUCGGCGUCGCGCAUCAAGGGCCCCUAUAACGCCGCCAUUCGCCUAUGCAUGCAGAACGGAAAGAGUGAGCGUGCUUUCAAGCUCUUCAAUCAGAUGAAGAAAGACGGCAUCUUUCCGAGCGCGCCCACUUAUACUGUCCUCAUCAACGGCCUGACACGAACAAUCGUCGCCCCAACAAGUGCAACUUCGUCCGAUAGCGAGAUACAAGAAUCGCCUCAACACAAAACGUCGCAGCGGGUUCACGAAGUGUACCAAGAUGUCGAAAAGCUGUGGAAACAAGCUUUCCCUCGUUACUUUCAGCAUGCCGGAUUAGCACGUUGCAAAGACACCAUGACACUUAACAAGGAUGACUUCCACACCAUGACUGAGCAGUCUCGCCGCAAUCUCGUCUCGCAGCAGGCCAGCAUUCACGAGGCUCGAGAGUUCCCCAAAGUCCUCACCAAUGCAAUUGGUGCCUAUGCCAACUUCUUACGCCGCAUCGACUCCAGCGAUGAGCUUGCCAAGCUCUUUGACCGGCUCUUCCCAUCAACACUGAUCGACGGUAUGGCUGAUGGCCUAAUGCCGAACGCCUCCCCACAGGCCAAGCUGGAGCUAGCUAAUCGUAAGCUGUCCGACUGGUUGCCCCUCGGCGACAAGACGACUAUCUCCUCCUUUCUUCCUAUUCUAGAUGCACACAAUCCAGAUCGUCUUGUCGCUAUGGAACGUGUUUGGACCCGAUUGUACAAAUUGACGCAUCUGGAGCAACACGAGAAACACUCUUCGUCUUCACAGGCCAACAAGAAGCACCAGACGUCGAACUCUGCGCGCACAGCCGCUGCAACGGAUGGUGGCAAUGACUCGCAGACUGAAUGCAACUCCUUGAGAUUCGUUCCCGACGACCAGCUCAUGGUGGAGACGCUUAGUCGCUUAAAGCCGGCCCAGGACGCCGAUUCGCCCCAGGCGAUUCAGCUCGGUCUUUCUAUUCUACAAAAGGUUUACGGUCUCGACCUAGUAUCAGCGGCUGAUGGAAUCGUCAGAGAUCCGGAACUUCCAGGAAACUUGGACGCCUUCGGACCGGAACAGUAUCUCGACAAAGAGAAGAACGACUUUGGCGUAUUCGGCCAAUCGGUAACUGAACUGCGUUCUCCGGCUGUUGCAUCCUUGAUCUUUCAUCUUCUCGCUCCUUCCCGCGUAUGGAAAGAGAACGUUGCUUUCUUCAACUAUCUCUGGGCACAACAUCACGCUCGGAAGUACGACAACAGCUUAACUAGCAACGUCACGGACAUGCUUGGGGAAACAAGCGUGUUCGGCAACAUGCUGCAACCGAGCAAUGCCAUGAGAAUUCUCUGGAAUUAUGCACAGCAUGGAGAUCCUAUCGGCGCUCGCGUCCUUCUUGAGGCAAUGAAACGAGCCGCACAGAGUGCAUCCAAUCAGCGUUUCGAGACGCAUCGUGCCACUACCAUCCAAGCUCCUCACCUGAAGCUUGCUAUCCAGAGGUCGAGUCAUCGCUUGCAAGCGUCCGAGUGGAAGCCGGCUGAUCUUUGCUAUAUCCGAGCGAUGCGCGCCAAUUUGCAAGCGUUGCUGAAGAAACCGCACGGUCUAACAGCAUCAUCCUUGGAAGAGGGCGGCAGAUACGAUGCCUGGGCCGAGGCCAAAGCACUAUUUGGCGAAUGGAGAGAUCUUAAAGCCGCAGACUGCGACAACACGACGCAGCAAACUUCAAAUCGACGAGAUGCAGACAAAUACGACGCAUUAAGUCAUGCCAUACCUGCACGGGGAUCUGGCCGUUUCCUCAAAGACGUCAAGCAGAACAGGCUUGCAGAUAUGCACGCCGCCACAAUGCGAUCCUUGUUGCUCUCAAUUGCACGAGCAUGCGCUGCCAAGCAGGGGCCGGAAGGAGUAGGGAUCGCUAGAGAUGCGCUUAGAAUUCUCAAUCAGGGAGAAGGGCUGGAGCAGCUCGUUAGCCAGACAAAUCAGCAACUGCUACAACACGAACUUCCCACGAGCAAUCUGACGCCCAGCACAGAGACCUCAGCAGAGGCCAUCAAAGUCAACCCCUACACAUUGCUCUCGUUGGGCAGGAUCAUCGCCCUGGCUUUGGAUACCUCUAGCCAAUCAUUUGCCGCCAAAGCGGACGUUGAGCUGUGGAAGCGGAUCAGAAAGAUGCUUCCUGCACCGAGUGCUUUACAUGACGCGCACCCAAGGCUGUCUUCUAAACAAGGGCCCCGUUUGGCUCACUCUACUGGCCUUAGCAGGGAGAUGCUCAGCCGACCUGUCGGUGGAAACCGACUUCUACUUUCGAAGGAUGAUUACUCAGAGCUGGAAGCCGCAGCAGAAGAGGAGGAGCUGCACCAUCUGGGAGCGGAAUCCGAACAUUCUCACGGCAGUUCGUACCGGAUGCAGCGUCGAUCGCGCCACGUGGAACAAGAGCUUCAAAGAUGGGUGCGAGGUGCUUCUCUGUGA
Molecule: messenger RNA, 2997 nt
Organism: Mycosarcoma maydis (corn smut)
Lineage: Eukaryota; Fungi; Basidiomycota; Ustilaginomycetes; Ustilaginales
Exons: 1
Coding region: 1-2997 (998 amino acids)
Molecular function (GO): protein binding
Source: RefSeq, a predicted model, not a curated record